AUGGCCGACAGCAGUUUCGACGCUAUCAUCAUUGGUGCUGGCAUUUCCGGCAUCGACGCCGCAUUCCGUCUUCAGGAAGGUCUACCUGACUUCAAAUAUGCCAUUCUUGAGGGCCGGUCAGAAAUCGGUGGCACAUGGAGCCUGUUCAAAUAUCCUGGCAUCAGAUCCGACUCCGAUCUUCACACCUUCGGUUUCCCCUGGGACCCUUGGAGGGAAGACCGUGCCAUUGCCAGUGCUGAAUCCAUCCUGAGCUAUGUCAAGGGCUGCGCCCGUCGCCACGGAAUCGACCAGCACAUCAAGUAUCACCAUCAAGUUCAGGCGCUGGAUUGGUCGUCUGAAAAUCAACACUGGAAGCUUAGCGUCCUCGUCAACGGGAAAGAAAAGCUUUACUAUGCUCGUCAUAUCCUCAUGGGCACCGGCUAUUACGACUACAAGCGCGGCCUCAACUCGCAGAUUACUGGUCUCGAAGAUUUCAAAGGCCAAGUCCUUCAUCCUCAGUUCUGGCCUGAGGACUUGGAUUAUACUGACAAGAAGGUCGUCAUCAUCGGGAGCGGCGCCACUGCUGUGACUCUGGUUCCUGCCAUGAGCGAACAAGCCAAAUCCGUCACCAUGCUUCAACGAUCUCCAAGCUAUUUCCUGCCCAUUCCUCUCGUCGAACCUGUUGAUCAAGCCAUCAAAAGAUGGCUUCCUGAGUGGCUGGCCUACAGACUGAUCCGAUGGAGAUUCAUCGUCGUGGGCUUCCUUUUCUUCAACUUCUGCCGCUUGUUUCCAAAGCAGGGUGUGGCCAUGCUUCGCAAAGCCACGGAAGCGGAAUUGCCCAAAAACAUCCCUUAUGAUCCUCAUUUUGUACCCAGUUAUCUCCCCUGGGAACAGAGGAUGUGCAUUACUCCUGGAGGCGAUUUCUUCGCCGCGCUUCGCAGUGGAAAAGCCGACGUAGUCACCGAUGUUAUAGAGACCGUCACGGCCAAGGGCAUCAAUCUAAAAUCAGGAGCUCAGCUGGACGCCGACAUCAUCGUGACCGCCACGGGCCUAAAGGUUCAAAUCGGAGGUGGUAUGAAGUUGUUUGUAGAUGGCAAGCCGCAGGAGAUGGGCGACAAAUUCAUUUGGCGUGGUGCUCUCUUACAGGAUGUUCCCAACCUGGCUUUUGUCUUCGGGUAUACCAAUGCCAGCUGGACCUUGGGCGCCGACGCCACUGCUCAACUAUGGGUCAGGCUAUUGAAGACAGCAAAGGCCAAGAAGCAGAGCAGCUUCGUUCCCCGCGUGGGUGACAAAGAAGGCGUGCUUCCAAAGCCCUUGUUGAACCUCAACAGUUCUUACAUCAAGGCUGCGGUCGAAGCAGGAGGCUUGCCAAAGGGCGGUGAUCGAGGCCCGUGGGUCCCUAGAAGUGUCUGGAUCAAGGACAUCUGGCAUGCCAAAUACGGUGACAUUACAACGGGACUACAGUUUAACCGGAUUUCAACCUGA
Exophiala aquamarina CBS 119918 is the source of this 1464-nucleotide messenger RNA. RefSeq lists its product as uncharacterized. Bases 1 to 1464 code for a protein of 487 amino acids. The record is from RefSeq and is a predicted model, not a curated record. The transcript has 2 exons. Lineage: Eukaryota; Fungi; Ascomycota; Eurotiomycetes; Chaetothyriales; Herpotrichiellaceae.